AUGUCACGCUUAUCAGGUCAUCGAAAUUUAAAUCUCAAACCAGUAUCAACAUUUAAUGAACCACCAGGAUCAAACCUUAUCUUUAAAUGGUCUAUAUCGGCUACUCCUUCACCGUUCCUAGAAGAUAAUUAUUCGUCAGUUAUGCUUCCUUCAAUUGAUACUGCUCGAUCUCGAAGGAAAAUUUCUACUGAUUCAUCUACAUUAACACAUGUCAGUUCAGCAAGUCAUUCUUCUGUAUCUACACGAAGAUCCUCAUAUCUACCUUCUGUUAACAAGACAUAUCUUUCACCAGUACCAACUGAAGACGAUCAAAGUUCUACACAAAGCAGUCCAUUAUUACUUGGUUAUCGUCAAUUACAUCAAGCAUUAUCUUCUUCCCCAGUAAAACAAUACACAGAAAACAAUCUUUCUAUUCAUCCAAUAUCUGAUGAUAAACGAAGCAGUGUUUCUAUCUAUUCAAUAUCUGAUAGUAAAAGAAACAGUAUUUCUAUUCAAUCAAUAUCCAAUAACAAACAAAACACUGUUUCUAUUGAUUCAAUAUCAGAUACGAAACAAAAUAGUGCUUCUCUUCAUUCAAUAUCCAGUAAUAAACGAAGCAGUAUUUCUAUUCAUCCAAUAUCUGAUAACAAACGAAACAGUAUCUCUUCUGUGAACAAUAAAUUAUCUUCUACAUUAAAAACAACAAAGUCAUUAAAGACUACAGCACCUUUAAUAUCGACAAAAUAUGAACAACGUUUAUUAAAUAAUAAUUUUGUACGAUUAAAUACAGCGCAAUUACGUCAAUUAAAUGUAUCUGAAAAGUAUAUGAAUGAAGCAAAAAAACUUUAUUAUAAUAUUCCUUGUAGAAGUUUUGUACCUCGUGUUGCAAUGGUAUGA
This is a messenger RNA of Rotaria sp. Silwood2, 876 nucleotides long. NCBI's taxonomy places the organism in Eukaryota, Metazoa, Rotifera, Eurotatoria, Philodinida, Philodinidae. The record is from the annotation of a GenBank genome assembly.